Molecule: messenger RNA, 912 nt
Organism: Aspergillus affinis
Lineage: Eukaryota; Fungi; Ascomycota; Eurotiomycetes; Eurotiales; Aspergillaceae
Product: ribonuclease H family protein
Exons: 2
Coding region: 1-912 (303 amino acids)
Molecular function (GO): nucleic acid binding; RNA-DNA hybrid ribonuclease activity
Source: RefSeq, a predicted model, not a curated record
AUGGGACGACUCAUAAAGAUGGACGGCGGCCAGUUGGUUACCUUUAACCCAGAGGCCACCAGGUGGCUUGGGGUAUGGCUUGACUCUGGCCUGAACCUUAAGGCGCAUUAUCAAACCUGCAUGCGCAAGGCCCGGGCUGCGGAGGCCCGGGUGCUACGAUUAUGCCAGGGUCAUGGACUCGCCCCAGGGCUGGCUCGCCAGGUGCAGGUUGCGGCAGUACAGUCAAUAGCUCUUUACGGAGCAGAGCUCUGGUGGCAGGGUCAGAGGGAUCGGCAGGAAGGUAUACAGCUGAUGAUCAAUCGGCAAGCUCGAGCUAUUACGGGCAUGCUGAAAACUACUCCAGUUGGCCCCUUGGUCCGUGAAGCAGGAUUGAUACCAGCUGAGGUCUUACUAGAAGCCCGGCAACUGGAAUAUACAAACCGAUUGCUUGGGUUACCAGAAGACCAUCCUGCUAAGAAAAUCCUCCCGGGAUACGAGGUCUUCGAUGCGGAACUUCUGGGAGUAGUGCGGGCCCUACAGAUGGCAAAGAAGGUAGGAAACCAGGGACCAGUAACUGUCCUAUUGGACUUCCAGGCCGCCAUUGCCAGGCUGCAGCAUACUCAAACAGGGCCAGGACAGGCCCUAGCAGUGCAGGAACACAUGGCCGCCCAGGAACUGCAAGACCAGGGUCGCGAACCCACUAUACAAUGGGUCCCAGGGCAUGCAGGGGUAGAAGGAAAUGAAAGAGCUGACCAGGCAGCAAAGCUGGCUGCUAGCAGACCUCCAGGAGCUGGUCCAAGGGAGAUCUCUUUGGCCUUUGGCCUUUGCCCGCAGAGCCCGGACAGAGGCUAUUCAGGCACAAAGACAAGAAUGGCUCACCAAGGAGCUCAACCGCUGACCCCAACAGGCCCGACGGUCCUACAGGCCACAUAG